Molecule: messenger RNA, 1020 nt
Organism: Sugiyamaella lignohabitans
Lineage: Eukaryota; Fungi; Ascomycota; Dipodascomycetes; Dipodascales; Trichomonascaceae
Gene: ECM31
Product: 3-methyl-2-oxobutanoate hydroxymethyltransferase
Exons: 1
Coding region: 1-1020 (339 amino acids)
Biological process (GO): pantothenate biosynthetic process
Cellular component (GO): mitochondrion
Molecular function (GO): 3-methyl-2-oxobutanoate hydroxymethyltransferase activity; magnesium ion binding
Source: RefSeq, a predicted model, not a curated record
AUGCUUUCCAGAUCAGCGUUUCUUCAUGGCCAUAGCGCAGUUCGUGCUGCAACAGCUCGAACUGCCAGUCAACUCAGUACCAAUGGUACUCGUACCAGUUUCCAGAAUAUAUUUGUUCAGAGCCGUAACAGCCACUAUAAUUCGAAAUCAGACGAUGUCAAUGCAAGACCUCCAGUGACAAUUCCUCAACUACGGAAACUAUACAAAAACAAGACCCCCAUCUCCAUGAUUACUGCCCAUGACUAUAUUUCGGGGAUGUUGGCUGACCGAGCUGGCGUGGACAUGGUUCUCGUAGGCGAUUCACUAGCCAUGGUUUCUAUGGGCCAUGAAAGUACUAGCGAGAUUGAUCUCAACGACAUGGUAUACCAUACUCGAGCAGUAUCUCGAGGAGUCAAAUCGUCAUUCCUGAUUGCUGAUCUGCCAUUCGGGUCGUACGAAACAAGUCCUGAACAGGCGUUCGAUUCGGCUGUGAAAAUGAUAAAAAAGGGCAAUGCCCAAGCCGUGAAGAUUGAAGGCGGCAAGGAAUUAUAUCCUACUAUUAAAAAGCUGACCGAUUUCGGUAUUCCUGUUGUUGGCCAUAUUGGACUUACUCCACAACGUCAGAAUGCAUUAGGCGGGUUCAGAGUUCAGGGAAAGACUGCCAAAUCCGCUGUUGAGCUUCUUGAGAAUGCAUUGGCUAUUCAAGAGGCCGGAUGUUUUAUCAUGAUCAUCGAGGCUGUUCCCGACAAAGUGGGUUCUCUCAUCACUGAGAAGCUCUCAGUUCCGACCAUUGGCAUUGGCGCUGGUCCCGGUACGUCUGGUCAAGUGCUGGUCCAGCUCGACAUGCUCGGUGGUUUCGAUGCUUUUGUGCCCAAAUUCCUGAAAAGAUACUCUAACUACCUCGAAACAAACGUCAACGCCAUCAAAACCUACAGCGACGAGGUCAAGUCCCACCAGUUCCCCUCCACCGAGCACACCUACUCCAUCACAGACGACGAGUUCGCCAAGUUCCAGGACCUCGUGGCCAAAAAGGGCUACUAA